AAAAAUGAGUUCUAAUAAGAAUAUUUUUAUUGAGAAUGAAGGUGAGAAUACUGAAGAUGCUGUUCAAACUGAUGAUGGCACUGCUACAACGGUUGAAGAGUACAAGAUUAGCUCUUUCGAUCCUACUAGUGAUAUCUCUGAUCCCAAGGUAGUAGAAAUUUGGGUAGAUAAUAUACUUAAGGAUGCAGAGUCUGUGGAAGAUUAUCAUAAGUUUCUGAAAUAAAAAUAGUUUAAGCCCUUUGGUAAGAUAUGGAAUCGAUAGAGAUCACUUGAAAUACCUUGGAGUGGCCGAUCAUAACAUUGAUAGAUUAUACAGAGCAUUCUUUGUCUAUAGUAUUGGAUUCUAUGAGCUUCUUCAAAGUAUCACUGUUGGAAUUAAGGCGAGUAAUUCUAUAAACCAUUCCGAAGUUAUGGGGUCUCUCUGGAGAGUAUACAGCAUUCUCCUAGAAUUUUGAUGUAAAAGUGAUUAUAAACUUCUCAUUUCAAAGAUCAAAUCAGACCAUGAGAUUGAAAAAGAAGGACUUAAAGACAGAAUUCAAUGGCAUCAUGAAAGGUUUCUCGAGCAAGAAAUUGAAUUUAGGAAAAAGUUUAAAGAAGCAGAGAUUGAAAAUGCAACUUAUCUGAAAGAGAAAGCAACUACAAAGAGAUACAUCGCUAAACUUAAUGAUAUUAUUACUGAUCUCAGGGCUAAAAUUGAAGAGGAGACCAAAGUUAGGAAAGUGUUUGAGAAUAAACUAAACGACCUACAUUCAAUAGUUAGGGAUCGAGAUGCAACCUACACUCGUGCAAAAGUGGAUCUUGAUCAUUUAUUACAGGAUAAUAUUAGCAAAGAGGAUCAACUAUUCAAACUCCUGAAAGAAUACAAGGAAAUUUCUGAGAAAUAAAACUGAAUUUCAGGUUCAAUAUGAUGCUACACUACAAGAUCUGAACAAGACUCAGGAUAAUCUUGACAGAGAGAGACUCGAACGACUUAAAGAGGUGAAGAAUCUUAAGAAUGAAUUAAAGACCACCAAAACAACUCUAUUCAAAAUUGAGAAGAACUAUAAGGAAAAUCUUAGUGAGCUCCAAAAACUGAGACAAGUUCACCAUGAAAUGUCUAAGAAUUAUUCGGAUGAUAAGGAAACCCUUAAGAAAUAUAACAGAGAUUAUCAGAGUAUCACCAAGCUGGAGUCUGUCAUUGAAAGUCUUCGGAAAGAAUGAAAUGAGCUCACUGAGGACCUAGCAGGAACUAGAGAAAGAGAAAUCCAGUACAAGAAGAUAGCAGAAGAUGCUAAGAAAGAAAAGGACGAGAUCAGAGAAGAGCUUAACCAGUUUAUCGUUAAAUAUUCUGGGUUGCAAGGAAGAUACGUAGAGGUCGAAAAUCAUCUAAACAACAAAACCCAGCAAUUAAAGGACCAAGGAAUCCGACUCGAUGAGACUGAGAAGGAAAGAGUAAAAAUUCAUGAAAUAUCUGAACAAGCGAAGGCUAAGAAUUUACAUCUAGAAAAAGAGCUUAAGGAGAAGUGCAAGAUGGUUGAUAUCCAGCGAGAAUCAAUGAAUCGUCUAAAGAACAAGUUGAUUCAAGCAGAGAAUGAAUAUGAUGCGCUCAAUGGAAAACAUAAUACAGAUAGAGAGGUGCUACAGACAGAAAUUUAUCAGCUAAAGCAUGAAGUCAGCGUUUUGACUGAGAAAGUUAACGUACUCAAGAAUUCAAGAGGACAUUUGCUUAAAAAUAUGGACACUGAGGCCCAAGAAAAUGAAAAAUUGCGAGGAAAAGUUCAUAAUAUGAGGAAUAAGCUCUCUGAUGCAUUCGCUGAUAAAAAGAAUAUUGAAGGAGAGCGGAAUAAAUUUGAUAUGAUGCGAAUUCGGACAGAAGAAAUCUUAUUAGAGAAAGAACAACAAUACACCGAUCUUUUCAAGCAAAAGGAGAGUUUAAACCUGAUGCUAAGUACAAACACUGAGAUGCAUGAUCAUUAUGAGAAGAAAACAGGUGAAUACAUUCAGAGAAUUAGAAACGAAAAUAAAAAAUUGAAACUUCUGAUCGAACAAGAGAAGGAUAGAGGAUUAAUGAUGCAUGAAGAUAUCAGAACAAGAUGUGCCUAUGCAUGUCUAGAGUAUCAAACUAUGCUGCUUGAGAAGAUAGAGGCCCAAAAAUAGCAUGUCUGGUAAAAACGCCAAAAUACACUCGCUUGAAUGUGAUGUAGAAGUAGCUCGUAUAAAAAUAAAAAGCCUAAUGGAAGAACUUGAGAUUGCUAAGAAAUCUCAUAAUGAGCUAGAAAGCAAGUAUAAUGCUAAAAGAAAUCAAAUUGCUCUACUAAAGAAGGAACUUACAAACCUAAAAAGCGAGAAUGAAAUAUUUAGGAGGGUGAUCUAUGACCCAAAUGUGAGUAAACCUUUACCUGAGGAAAGGUCUCAAUCUGAUCUUAGUAAGAGUGUUUCAAGGGCGAUUGAGAUCAAUAAUGGAGACCUAGUCCAAAUCAAAAAUGUUAUCUCUGAGACCAACUCUGACUCUUCUUACAAAGGUGAGACUCGUGAUGUUGGGGUCCUUACAGAUGCAUGAAAACGGAAAGAUAACUUUAUGCAAACAGAAGCUCAUGGAUUUAUUGAAAUACAAGAUAUUAUUAGAAGAAACUCUUUUAUCAAUGUGAAUAGGAAAUUCAGUUCAAAAACAGCGGUUGGGUUCUGCUACAAUCCUGAUGAUGGAAGGAUAUCUAAGGAUACCCAUUCUGAGACUGAGAUGAAGAAUUAUAUUAUUCCUCCUAAUGUUGGGAACAAAAACAAGACUUUAAAAAAUAAUGAGUAUAAAGACAUUGAACAGAUAAUUAACUCUGAAUCUGAAAGCGUAAGUAGAGAAACAAAUCCAAAGAUGAGAAAUAAAGAUUUAGAAGACUCGAUAAAAAUAGAUGUAUCUCCUUUAGAAAAAGUAACCACUAUAAAGUCAAUACAAAAUAAGAAAGGAAAUAUUGUGGUAUCGAAAGUAGUCGAUUGAGUUCCUCAAUCUUCUAAAGACAUGAAGAAGAGGAGAGUAAUGCAACCAGAAAUUGUUGACAAGACCAGAGCUACUACCUCUAAGAACCAGAUGAAACCAUUGAUGACUCCUAAUUAUCUAAUUUUGCAAGGAAAAAGAGCUAAAUAUUUGAAAUCUACUUCGAGGUAUAAAAAGAAUCCUUCAAGUAUCGAGGGAGAAUUUAAAAGUACUCUGAUGUCAGAAAGAGUCUCUAGAAAUACAUCAACUGAUGAACUUAAAGAAACUAUGAAAUCAGUUUACGGAAAGGGCAAGUAAAAUAACUAAUCCAUAGACCCAAAAUCAACAAAAAGAGCAUUUUCUCCUAUAACUAAAGCUUCUAGUUUCCACAACCUUAAACCCAUAGACCUAAAGAAACUUCAAAGAACAAAAAGUCCUCCCCUAACAACCCCCAGCCACCCAACCAGAUAUUUCAAUACAAGGAACAAAAAACUGGUAUCAUCCAGGCAAGAUUUGAGAGAUCAUAUUAAAAGAGCUGUUAGCAGACAAUAACUUCAAUUUUGU
Molecule: messenger RNA, 3508 nt
Organism: Moneuplotes crassus
Lineage: Eukaryota; Ciliophora; Spirotrichea; Euplotida; Euplotidae
Source: the annotation of a GenBank genome assembly